CCGGGUUUCUUUCUUAUUUGAUCUGCUACACUAUGAAAAGCCCCCUAUCUAAGCAUGAAAACAGCAGUGAUUGCUACGACGACCACCAUGUCACGAAAUGACUACCAAUUCGACAACGUUGUCGAUGCCCUCAAAUAUGCUGCGAAUCAUACAGCAGAGGGCAUCUUGGCAUACCCAGCGAACAACAUCAGUGCCCCGCAAGCGGCGCUCAAACUGUCUUAUAGGGAGCUUCUGGACCUAGCAGAAACUAAUGCUAGCAAACUCAAGCAGAAAGACCUGUGCAAAUCCGGUUCUGUUGUGCUCGUCCACUUCGACAAUGCUCUUGAUAGUAUCGUCUGGUACUGGUCCGUUCUAUUGGCCGGGGCUAUCCCUUCCGUCACGGGGCCGGGCAUGUUCAGCCAGAGUGCCUCGGACCGUCAGAAGCAUCUCAGUCAUCUCCAUAGCACCUUCAACGGACCGUUAUGUCUUACUCGACGGUCCCUGGUGGGCCCCUUUUUGGAGCAAACAGGCGAACAGCGUAUCAACAUCAGCACCAUUGAAGAAUUGGAUAGUGUAGUCCUCACAGAUUCGAGACCCCUGACACCUUCUCCUGAGACAUCACCGUCAAGCAUUGCCGCCGUCAUGCUCACAUCGGGAAGCAGCGGUAAUGCGAAAGCCGUCCCCCUGACACACCAACAACUCCUUGCCGCGUUCAGGGGAAAGAGAGAUUCAGCCAACUUACAAUAUCGAGAAAGCCCUUUCCUGUCGUGGACUCACAUGGACCACGUCGCUAAUCUCGUCCAUUGCCACAUCUUCGCCAUAGUGUCUUGUGUCUCACAGAUCCAGGUUGCCGCCGCCGAUAUCCUUAUCGACCCAGUACAACUCUUAAACCUAGUUAGCCGCCAUCGCGUAUCACGCAUGUUCGCUCCGAACUUCUUGCUGGCCAAGAUACUCAGACUGAUCAAGUCAGGAGCAUCCACAUUAGAUCCGGAUCUGAACUUGGAGGCACUAUAUAUAGAUACGGGAGGCGAGGCGAACGUCACCGAAGUCUGCGUCGGGUUGCAAUCCGUGCUAAGUCGGUACGGUGCCCCUGCUGAUGUCUUCAAGCCGUCCUUUGGUAUGACAGAAACUUGCGCAGGGUGCAUUGUCAAUGAUAAGUGUCCUAGCUAUGACAGCUCCCAGCGUCUGGGUUUCACCUCAUUAGGCAAACCCAUGCCGGGUUUGCGAAUGCGCAUCGCUCGCCUAGACAGUCCAGGAACCGAAGUCGCUAGAGGCGAAAGCGGCAGUCUUGAAAUCACCGGCGAAGCGAUCUUUAAGGGGUACUACAACAACCCUGCAGCUACAGCCGAGGCGUUCACCAGCGAUGGAUGGUUCAGAACCGGAGACAAUGCCUACAUUGAUAACCAAGGCCAGCUACACUUAGACGGUCGCACUAAAGAGAUGAUCAAUAUCAACGGCGUUAAAUAUCUACCCCACGAACUCGACUCGGCCCUGGAACAGGCGGAAAUCCCCGGGACGACACCAAGCUAUUUUUGCUGUUUCGCCGUGCGCGACACCUCGAAGGCAGACACCGAAGUCGUGGUGGUACUCUACCUGCCUUCGUACGACGAAAAUGACGAUGAGGCUCGGUACGAGGCUCAGAGCAGCAUUAUUCGCACCUGUAGCAUGCACACCCACUCCCGCCCCACGGUUAUACCGCUAAAUGUUCAAGACAUGCCCAAGUCCACACUAGGUAAACUGUCGCGGACUAAACUAAAGGCAUCCCUAGAAGAAGGUAACUUCGCAGAGCAGAAGGCCACCAAUGACGAAGCUAUUGCAAGAUAUCGUCAGAAAAUUCGCGGCCAGCCUGAGACUAUCGAGGAGGCCGCAAUUCUGUAUAUCAUCGGACAACAGCUCGAAAUGGGAUUCGAAGACGACUUCUCAGUCAACGACUCCAUCUUCUCAACGGGCGCAACAUCUAUGGACCUCGUAGCUAUCAUGCAGCGCCUGAACGGGUUCCUAAGAGCCUCCGGCCACGAAAAGCUCAUCCGUCUAACCGACAUCCUAAAAAACCCCACAGCCAGGGGCAUCGCAUCCCGCGUCGCCGUUUCCACGGGAAAGAAGAAGCACGAGUACGACCCCGUCGUGACGCUCCAGCCCCACGGGACCAAGACUCCGCUAUGGCUCGUGCACCCCGGCGUCGGCGAGGUACUCGUCUUCGUCAACUUGGCGCACCACGUCACCGACCGGCCCAUCCACGCCUUCCGCGCCCGCGGCUUCAACGCAGCGGAGGGCGAGACGCCGUUUAACUCGCUAAACGAGGUCUUCGAGACGUACCGCGCGGCGAUCAAGAAGCGGCAGCCGCACGGGCCCUACGCCAUCGCCGGGUACUCGUUCGGCGGAAUGGUCGCGUUCGAGGUGACCAAGCUGCUCGAGGCGGGCGGCGACGAGGUCCGGCUGUGCGGCAGCUGGAAUCUGCCGCCGCACAUCAAGUUCCGCAUGCGCGAGCUGCUGUGGGACGAGUGCGUCAUCCACCUGUUCUACUUCGUCGGCCUGAUGGACGAGGCCACGGCGUACACGCACAAGCCCGCGCUGUGCGCCUUCGAGCGCGAGGGCCGCCGCCUCGACGCCAUCCGCUACUUGAAGAUGUACAGCGACCCGGCCCGCUGGGACGAGCUAGGCCUCGACGAGGAGUAUUACCUGCUUUGGGUUGGUCUCGCGUCAAAUAUGCAAGGCCUUGCCGUCGACUACGAGCCCGAGGGUAGCGUUGCGAGAAUGGACGUCUUCGUUGCGGACCCGCUGAGCCAUGUGGCGAAGAACAGGGAAGAUUGGAUCCAGAAUAGAUUGGCGGCGUGGAAGAGCUUCGUGCGGAGCGAUGUGCGCUUCCACCACGUAGAGGGCGCGCAUUAUACCAUGUUGAAUCCUGAGUAUGUGGUUAAUUUUGCCAAGACGCUGCGGAAAGUAUUGAGGGAACGAGGGCUGUAAAAAAGCGAUGUUUGGUAAAAAUAGAUAGCUCUAUGAUAAUAUAAUUUAGUUGUAGAUCCUCAACCCCUAACCUCUCCG
Messenger RNA from Daldinia vernicosa, 3021 nucleotides. RefSeq names its product acetyl-CoA synthetase-like protein. Gene Ontology annotation, molecular function: CoA-ligase activity. Bases 55 to 2943 code for a protein of 962 amino acids. Gene Ontology annotation, biological process: secondary metabolic process; biosynthetic process. The record is from RefSeq and is a predicted model, not a curated record. Lineage: Eukaryota; Fungi; Ascomycota; Sordariomycetes; Xylariales; Hypoxylaceae. The transcript has a single exon.